Messenger RNA from Labrus bergylta (ballan wrasse), 1086 nucleotides. Lineage: Eukaryota; Metazoa; Chordata; Actinopteri; Labriformes; Labridae. The record is from RefSeq and is a predicted model, not a curated record.
GGAAGUCCCAGCAGGGUCCUUCGUUGUCUCAGAACCAGCACAGCUACUCGUGGUACCAAAAUGCUUCUGAGAGUGACAAGAAGCCGCUGGCUCAGACCAUCACCCUGAAGACCGGCUCAGAGGCCGACUCCACCUACGACUCCUGGGAGGCCAUCAUGGGUCUCCGUCCACCCUCACCCAGCCAGGAACCUCGCAACCCCGCCCCAACCCUCUCUUGGGUAUCCACGGGGGUCACCACGGGCAGCUGUAACAUACGGCAGCCCCCCUCCCCCCCACGCCUCCAGAGCCUGAGCCAGGACCUUGGGGGGGACUCAGACUUCCUCGUGGAGACAUCAGAUUACUCCCAGACUUCCUCGUCCUCCUCCUCAUCACUCAUAAGAAACUCUAACUGUCGGACAUACAGGAGGCCAAACAAACAGGGCGCCGGCAAAGCCUCGGACUCCAGCGGCUUUGACCUUCCCAAAACCACUUCAGAUGGCAGUAAUAAGACAACGGGGGGCGGAGGGGGGCGGGGAAGAGGAAGGACGAGGGACUACACGGUGCUGCACCCCUCUUCAGUUUCUAUGUGUAACGUCACCAUCCAGGAGCGGGGAGUGGAGGAGUUCAGCACUGAUGCAGCGCCCUCUAGUGGUAGCAGUGGAGCGGGUGCCGGCAGCACGGCGGAGGUGGGAGAGGCGGGCUGGCAGCGGAAAAAGACAGAACAACAAAACACCAGGUCCAGACCGACCCAGGCCAAGUCUAAGAAGGACAGCAAACUGGAGCUGUUUGGUUUCGAUGACACAGAAGUCCGUCAGGAGGAGAACAGCGCAGACAAUCCAGACGGAGGAUCCAGCUACAAGAUCAAAUACUUUGGCUUUGAUGACAUGAGUGACAGCGAGGAUGAUGAGGAUGAUAAGAGCUCUAAAGAGAGGAGAAGGGCCAAGAGGGCCGCCAUGGCCAUGGCAGACCCGGUGAUUACCAUAGAAGAAGAAACAUCUGCUGAUGAAGAGCCGCCGGAUCCCUUUGAGCGUCUGGAGACUCCAGAGAGACCGACAGUGAAGGACAAGAAGAAGAACUCUGAGCGCCAGGAGAGCCGGAUACGAGCAG